CCUCCCCUUCAGUCUUGCACAGGUGUACAGGCUCCUCCCCUUCAGUCUUGCACAGGUGUACAGGCUCCUCCCCUUCCGUCUUGCACAGGUGUACUGGCUCCCCCCCUUCAGUCUUGCACAGGUGUACCGGCUCCUCCCCUUCAGUCUUGCACAGGUGUACCGUCUCCCCCCCUUCAGUCUUGCACAGGUGUACUGGCUCCUCCCCUUCAGUCUUGCACAGGUGUACCGGCUCCUCCCCUUCAGUCUUGCACAUGUGUACCGGCUCCUCCCCUCCAGUCUUGCACAGGCUCCUCCCCUUCAGUCUUGCACAGGUGUACCGCCUCCUCCCCUCCAGUCUUGCACAGGUGUACAGGCUCCUCCCCUUCAGUCUUGCACAGGUGUACCGGCUCCUCCCCUCCAGUCUUGCACAGGUGUACCGCCUCCUCCCCUCCAGUCUUGCACAGGUGUACUGGCUCCUCCCCCUGGACUGGGAUGAGUUCCUCUGAUGUCACUGCACACUGGCAGCUUCUCACAAUGUGC
Staurois parvus is the source of this 519-nucleotide messenger RNA. NCBI's taxonomy places the organism in Eukaryota, Metazoa, Chordata, Amphibia, Anura, Ranidae. The record is from the annotation of a GenBank genome assembly.